Messenger RNA from Apis florea (little honeybee), 706 nucleotides. It is a transcript of the gene Rim, whose product is annotated as Rab3 interacting molecule. Gene Ontology annotation, molecular function: transmembrane transporter binding; small GTPase binding. Gene Ontology annotation, biological process: positive regulation of synaptic transmission; regulation of membrane potential; calcium ion-regulated exocytosis of neurotransmitter. The record is from RefSeq and is a predicted model, not a curated record. Lineage: Eukaryota; Metazoa; Arthropoda; Insecta; Hymenoptera; Apidae. Gene Ontology annotation, cellular component: presynaptic membrane; cytoskeleton of presynaptic active zone.
GAUUAAACGUCUCGAUUUUGGGAACUGCAGUUGGUCCCCCAGUCUGCGAAUGUCGGGCGAGACCGGCCAACUGAGAGAUUUCAUCGAAGAUCUUGGGCCUGGACAAGUGGUCGGGAGGCAGGCACUCGGUGCUCGCUGCCUUGGCGAGAUUCAGCUCUCGCUCUCUCAGAAGAAAGGCUUCCUCGAAGUGGAGGUCAUACGUGCCAAAGACCUUAAACCGAAACAGGGCACUAAAGCCAUUCCAGCUUCCUACGUGAAAGUUUAUUUGGUGAACGGGAAGAAAUGCAUCGCGAAAGCGAAAACGACAGCAGCCAGGAAAACGUUGGAUCCAUUCUACCAACAGUCGUUAGCCUUCAGGGAAAAUUGCCGGGGUUGUAUACUGCAGGUGACAGUAUGGGGUGAUUACGGCCGAUUAGAAGGGAAAAAAGUGUUCAUGGGCAUUGCGCAGAUCGUGUUGGACGAACUGAACCUCAAUGAGAUGGUGUUCGGGUGGUAUAAGCUGUUUGGCAACAUAUCCCUGGUCAGUGGACCUCCAUCCUUAGCUUUGUCCCGUCGAUCCUCGGCCACGUCCUUAGAGUCCUUUAAGAUUUAAACAGCUCUUCCAUCUGGUAUUCUCUUUUAAGUGUAAUCCGACGCUAGUUUUCGAACUUCUUUUCGAGCACAAUUCCCACGAUGGAAAGAGUUGAAAAAAAAAAAAAAAAAAAAG